AUCGUUUCUUGUUGACUUGCAUUGCUGCCGGAGACGAUGAUCUAUUAUUUUCUUGAUAUUGGUGGUGAUGGAAGAAAUUAAUACGUAUGUAUAUGGCAGAGACAUUCAGACUUGCUUUCAUUGCUAAGAAGUUACUCUGGUGAAGUAACAAAUGAAUUCAAUAAAGAGGGAUGCUAUUAGUCGUCAGAUUUAUAAAGCGGCAAUACAAGAUGACUGGGAUUCAGUGAGUCAUAUUUUUGAAACUGAAAACUGGAGAUUGAAUGCUGAAAUUUCAUUAUAUGGAGAGACUCCACUGCACAUAGCUGUGGGAACGAAUAGUUCCCACCGUUUUGUGGAAAAACUAGUGAAAAUGAUUGUGACCAGUGGUAAUGGUGUGGGCAUGCUGCGCACCACUAUUAAAGUUGGCAGACCUUACAAUGCUCUUCACCUAGCAGGUAAGAGGGGAAACUGUAAGGAUGCCAAACUUUUGGUAGACUAUGACCCCGAAUUUCCCCAAACUGUUGUUUCUGACGAUGGGGGGACUACUCCACUCGAAAUGGCUGCUUGGAAGGGGCACAAAGAGACGGUGCACUAUUUAUUGUCGGUUACAAGAGAUGAGGUUGGAUUGUCUGGGACUAGUCCUUUUAGGGGAACUCCUGGAGCUAAUAUCCUUACUCAAGCCAUUGCCACAGGCCUCUAUGAUGUGGCUCUGUACCUAGUAGAGAAAUACCCAGAUCUGGUGGGGCAAACAAAUUAUACUGGUUCAGCGACAGCUUUAAGUAUACUAGCAACAAAAAGGAAUGAUUUCCCUAGUGGGUGCCAUCUAACAUUUUGGCAACACAUCAUUUAUUCACGAUUAGACGAUACAGAGGUGAAGGUUGCUGAUAUUGAAAGUGGAGGAAGAGGACCAGCUAGAACUCUUCUGCGGAGAAUUUUUGGAAAAGCACCAUAUGUGAAGCAUAUCCGUCAGAUCAAAGCGACUCAUUUGCAGACUGAGCAACUUGUAAAACAAAUAUGCUCAACCCUCAUUAUGAACUUCGAGGACACUACAACCUGGAAAGUACUGGGACAUGCAAUACAUAUAGCAGUACGUCAUGGAACUCACGAGCUUAUAGAAGAGUGUAUUAGAAACUACCCUGAGCUGAUUAGGUAUGAGGUGGAAGGACUUAACCUGUUCAAGGCAGCAAUCAAUCAUCGUCAGGAAAAAGUGUUCAACCUAAUGUACCAGAUAUCAGCACAUUCAUUAGACACAAUGGCUAAAGUCAAUGGCGAAAAUGCCCUGCAUCUUGCCGCCAAUUUAGCACCAUAUCAUAGACUCCGGACUGUAACUGGUGUAGCUUUGCAGAUGCAGCGCGAACUCCUCUGGUUCAAGGAAGUUGAUAAAUUUAUGGAACCUGCACAAAGAGUAUCACUGAACAAUGAAAAAAAGACACCAAGAAUGUUAUUCACCGAUGAACACAGGCAGCUACUUACAGAUGCGCAACAAUGGACUCAAAAUACAUCAUCAUCAUCAACUGUUGUUGCUGCUCUCCUUGUUACCAUAGCAUUUGCAGCCUUGUUUACAGUGCCAGGAGGGAACAAAGAUAGUGAUGGACAAGCCAGAUUUUUAACCGAUGCUGUCUUUCUUCUAUUUGUCAUAUCAGAUGCUAUAGCGCUAUUCUCUUCAGCCACCUCUGUAUUAAUGUUCUUAUCUACACUUACUCAUUCUUCCCAAGAAGAUUUUCUUUAUGCAUUACCCCUCAGAUUGACACUCGGACUUAUAUCACUCUUCAUAUCAGUAGCAACAACGAUGGUUGCAUUCAGUGCCACCCUUGUUCUUGUGCUUCGUGAUAAAAUACAGUGGAUUGCUGUUCCAGUUACUUUAAUGGCUUGCAUCCCCAUUCUCUUGUUUCUUUGGCUGCAGUAUCCUUUGCUUCUCGAGUUGGUUCGUGCGACAUUUGGGAAAAACAUUUUUGGCCAACAGAACAAUUUGUUGCUUCAUUAGAUUCUCUUUUGAGGACACUUAUUAGUAUCUAUAUUGUACCUUAUUUAGAUCUAAGAAUUGGCUUUCUGUCUGAUGAUGGCAGUUUCAUGGAAAUCAGUGCUCCGAAGGCAGACACACCUUCAAUCAAUUAUUUUAUACUUCCAA
Messenger RNA from Daucus carota subsp. sativus, 2107 nucleotides. Its product is annotated as ankyrin repeat-containing protein At5g02620. The transcript is spliced from 5 exons. NCBI's taxonomy places the organism in Eukaryota, Viridiplantae, Streptophyta, Magnoliopsida, Apiales, Apiaceae. Gene Ontology annotation, cellular component: membrane. Gene Ontology annotation, molecular function: protein binding. The record is from RefSeq and is a predicted model, not a curated record. The coding region runs from base 152 to 1963 and encodes 603 amino acids.